AUGUACAAGCUUAAAGGCAGAAGUUUCUGGGAGAUCCCUUGUAGAGGCCGCAUGUCAUGGGGAUGGAGGAAACUUCUUGCGAUUCGUAGUCUUAUUCGGCCAUUCUUAUGGAAAUCAAUUGGGAGUGGGGCUGAUACGAAUGCAUGGAGUGAUAUGUGGUGCGAUUAUUCCCCUCUUCGAGCUUUCAUCAGUCCUAGAGUUAUUGCUAAUGCAGGCUUCACCAUACACUCCUCGGUUGCUGACUUGGUUAAUCCGUAUGGUCAAUGGAGAUGGCUGGUUGCUUGGCAUGAUAUUUUCCCAGUUUUAAUUAAUAUAGAUGCCCCCAGUUUAUGUGCAACUGUUUGUGACCGGUUGAUUUGGAAGGACCUUCAUGGUAAUGCACGGCCUUUUUCUUCUUCGGAGGUUUGGAACAAUAUCCGACAUCGUGAGAGUGAGGUGUCAUGGGUUAACAUGGUGUGGUUCAAGCAAUGUAUUCUGAAACACUCGUUUCACCUUUGGUUGGUUAUUCGUAACAAACUUAAGACACAUGACAGAUUAUCUGUGUGGGAAGCAGGUUUGGAACAAUAUCCGUUGUCUUACAGAUAUGGAAGAUGUGAAUGGUAG
Molecule: messenger RNA, 603 nt
Organism: Helianthus annuus (common sunflower)
Lineage: Eukaryota; Viridiplantae; Streptophyta; Magnoliopsida; Asterales; Asteraceae
Exons: 2
Coding region: 1-603 (200 amino acids)
Source: RefSeq, a predicted model, not a curated record